Messenger RNA from Porites lobata, 15398 nucleotides. The record is from the annotation of a GenBank genome assembly. NCBI's taxonomy places the organism in Eukaryota, Metazoa, Cnidaria, Anthozoa, Scleractinia, Poritidae.
AUGUCAAACACAGCAAGAAAAGGCAGCAUAGCUCUGCUGAUGGCGAUGAAGGGCCUGAAACAAAGAAGCAGUGCAAGGCAACAAAUAAGAACCAUGUACUACUUAACAAAGAGGUACAUUAUAAUAAUUACAGUUAAGAUAGCAGCUUAGGUGGGCUGUUCACUUGUUGCCCAACUUGAUUUACUAGUACUGCAGGGUAGCGACACAAAAUUUGAUUGAGUUCACAUUUUGAAUCAGUACCUGAUACAUAAAUGUGUACAUAUUUGCUCCCUUUCACCGUGACAGAUGCCAAUUAAAAUACGAGUGUAGUAAGGAGUUAUGGGAAUACAAAGCAGAAGAUUACCUUGGAAACCAAGACAGGACACGUGUACACAGGGACCCCAUGCCCACUUUAGUCCCCAAGUUUAAGGCCUUGACCUUGUACUCAGGCAGUGGUAAAGUACCUUAAUUCCGGUGGGAAUACUUCAAAGCAUGGUGUAUUCUCAUUGGUUUCGAGUGAGCGCUGUGCUCGGGCAGGACACAGGCUAUAAAUUUAUAUUAAUUUUAUCCUUGCUUGAUUCACAAAAAAUAUUGUAUAAUUUAUGGAUAGGGUUUCAAUGAUAUCUUGUCUGGCAACAUAUGCUGUAUUGUACAGUAUGCUAUAGAUACAGAGCCACUAUAUGUUGUUAUUAAUGUUUUCGUGAAAACUGGCAAAAAUGUGUUUGUUUUGGACACAAGACUGACAUGUAAAGCUGUUGACUGGAAUACAAGCAUGUGUAUGUUUGUCUGCAAUGUUGUGUGCAGUUCUUGAAUAACACAAGAAUUAGGAAUGCUUUGCUUUCCUAAGACUUAUAAAUAAAUGGCCGUACCUUUCAAGGGUUAAUAUGCACGCAGCUGGUCCAUAAUGGUUUCCACACAUUAAUUUUGUGAUGCACAUGUAAUGCUAGCAUCUUGUUUGAAUAAAAAUUGAUAUUAAUUUUGCAUUGUGGCCCGGGUCACACCCAGUUGUCACUGAUGCAUUGGACUGGUGUAUAUUAUUGCAUCCCUUAUAAGUUUUAAUAGAAUCUUAAGUUGUUGUUGGUUCACAUACUUUACACUCUAACUAAUGCAAGGAAUCUGGUUUAUUCCAUAGGCUUCCAAGCCUUGUGAAUUACCAGCUGCCUAGAGCAUUAUCUCUUUUGAGUCCUGCUGCUCAGGUAUACUGAUCAUGAAUGUACUAUUUGAAAUCAAUGGUAGUUCACCUUUCUUUGCCCUGCUUACAAAAAUAUUAUGUUUAUUGUCGAAGAUGAAUGUUGACCUUUUGAUUAAAGCUCUCCUUUUGAUCAACAAUUUUUGUCAUCAAAAUUAUGUUGAACUACAUAUCUAAUAUUUUUUUAAGAAUAAAGGAAUUAGGUGAUAACAAAAAAUACUCUAGUUUUUCAGACAAAGUACCAAAAUUUGACAACUGUAAUAUUCACCCUAACCCCCUUCCAAAAACAAGCACCCACCCUGGCACAAACUAAGAGAUAAACAUUCCUCAAAGAAGCAGCCCUCAACCCCACCUCCCCCCCCCCCUCCCUCCCCUCCCUCCUCCCACUUUCCUCCCAAUUUCUUUCUUAAAUAGUGUGGAUAUAUUCUUUUUUUUGAAAUUUUUACUAAACUAGUAUCAAAAUAAGGUACAAUAGUUUGCUGUUAUGUGAGUUCCAGUUAGAAAGGGAGAAUUUCUCUAAAAUGUACUUUUUCAGGUUUUUUGGAAGAAAGUUAUGAUAAGCACUCUCCUUAAUUUAGUUUUUUUCAGCAGAAUUUUAACUUUUUUUUCAGUGCUUGCAUUGUUAUUAUGUACUUCUAGUCCAGGAAAUAUUGGUCCUGCCAAAAUCUUUGAGCAGGGUAACAUUGCAAUUUUAAUCUGUGAUAUCAGAGGCUAUCAGCGCACUGUUACCCAUGAGUGUUGACUGACAAUCACCAUUACAGUCAGGUUUAAUGAAUUUCCAGAGAUUUGAGAUUCUCGGGGAAACAAAAUUGUUUCCCUAGGGAAUGAACAGAAAACAGAUUGGAGAACAAAGCCAUUGAUUUUAGGGAUUAAAGCGUUUCGUACCACCACUACAUGUCACUUUUUUUCAUGUUUUCACAGGAAGAUGACCUGGAUGUAAAAGAGUCAGGAGAUUUUUCUAAAUUUCGAUUAUCAGAGGAAACCAUAGAGCGGCUAAGAGGUUAAUUACUCUCUUUUGUCUUUCUCUUGUUUUUUUCUUUAUAUUGUUUACAAUUUUUUUUCUGUGGUGCCAUAAUGUGACAGCCUGCUAAUAAUAACAACAUUAAUUUUCUUUUGUCUUUUUUUGCAGAGAAUAAAAUAAACUAUUUAUUCCCCAUUCAAAGUGAAACUUUUGAUUACAUCUAUGAUGGACAAGAUAUAAUCGGACAAGCAAGUAAGACUGUAGGAUGGUUUAUGUUUAGCCUUCUUAUUACUUAAGGUGUUUGAAUAUAUCAAAAUGCACUGUAAGCAUUGUUCUUAUACCUGUGCUCAAAUGGUUGUCUGCCGAGCAGUUUGUCUUAAAAAAUAAAAAAUUUAACUUUUGGAUCCUUUGCUAUGAUUGUUUAAAUUGAUUUCAAAGGUAAAAUUUUGCGAGCAGUUAAAAAUUUUGAUGGACCAUUCAUCACCAUUUAUACCUGUGCUCAGUUGUCUAGUUUGUCUAUAAAAAAAAAGAAUGUUUCUUUUAUCCUUUACUAUGAUUGAUUGAUUUCUAGCCCCAAUUCAUAAAUAAUGAGGGCUGGGAGACAAAGGAAAUUGAGAAUCAACCCAGGUUAAAAGAAUUUUUAACCUGAAAUUAAUUUUGACCUGUAACAUAUUGUAAAGCUUUUUAAAAUUUGAAUUUCUUUAUUUUAUUUCUUAUUUUAUUUUAUUUUCACUAUAGGAACUGGGACAGGAAAAACGGUAUGCCAUGAUUAAUUUUUGUGUUUUUCAAAUGUGAAUAAUAAAAGUAGACCGAACAAUUUAAGACCAGCAUGUGAGUCAAUUUACUUGUUACAACAAAGUAUAUCAACUUUAACUCUUAAUAUUACUUAAAUGUGCAUUGUUAGUUUACAACACCAGAUUUAUAGUUAACAGUGUUGCAUGUUGUCAUUGUAUUUGCAGCUCUCAUUCGCCCUACCGUUAGUUGAAAAACUCAAGUUAGGAAAUUUGUCUAAUAAACCAAGACGGCCUCCAAAGGUAAAGAAUCACAAUGUACAUAUUAUUUUCAUAUUUCAAGUGAUCCACAUGUAUACAGCUGGUAUCAAAGUUAGCUGAGACAGUUCAUCUGAAAAGACAGUGAUUAUCGCUAAGAACAUGUCUCUCACACCCUCUAAAGGAGGUCUGAUCUCCUGCUCUCCCAUACGGUUCACCAAAUCUCCUGGAUAAAAUGGACUUUUUGUGCUUGAGUUUGAAAUUUAGCCCAUUUCUUCCUCAAUAUUCAAACUUUUUUUAUUCAUUGUAAGUUUCUGGGACGUAUUUAGUCACCGGCAAAGAUUAUUUCAUCAUUGUAAUGAUGAAGGCAAAUUUUGAUGGCAUUUUUCCUCAAAAUUUGAAUAAUUUUUUAUUCAUUGCCAUGGAGGCUGGGACAUUUUUUAAACAUAUUCACCGGGUAAAGGGGCUUUUCAUCAUUUGGGGGCAAAUUGGGAUAGGGGUGUACUUCAAAAUAGAAGACUCCACAUUUUAGAUCUCCCAUGGAGGUUGGGUCAUCUCUGGGCAUCAUGUGCUGUGGGACUGUUGUCAUUUGGUCUGGAUCUGCAAGCAAAAUUUUAAAACAGCAAAUUUUUGAUGGGGGGGUUGGGGGGAUGGUGGAGGGGGUUAGCUUGUCGCUGUGUUGCCCAAGAUUGAUAAUCCUCAGCCAUUGGAUGAAAAAGCUGUCUUAACGUUUUUGUUAGACUUGUACUGUAGCUCUAUCAGCUUUACAUAUUUCAUUGCAAGGAAUAUGCAAUUUAAUCAACACAUCAACAAUCAUGGAUUGAUUAUUGUGAAUAUUUAGAAUAUUUCACCCAUCUCGUGACAUCCAAGAGUCCACCUGCAUGCACCAAUUUCUAUCUGGUUAAUUAUCUCAAGCAGUUAGCCUCAGAGACAUCUUAUUAUUGUGAACAGUGUUUUACUAUAGGCACAACAAUAUUACACUUGUUUUGUAGGUCCUAGUUUUGGCACCUACCAGGGAACUUGCUAAACAGGUAAAACAUCUUUUUGAUGUUAAUUAGUAAUUUUUUUUAUAUCCAUACAUCUUGACUGUAUAAUCAAAGCAGCCUUUUCAUUAGAUGGGUUCUAUCAUCUCUCUUUUUAUAAAUUUUUUCAGAAGCAUUUUAAAGAAAUUUUAUCUUUCAAAGGGAAAUAGACUUCCUUUCUGUUUAUUUGCCCUAAAGCAAGAGUGAUAAUGCUAAUGACUGAGGUAAUUAUAAGGAGGAUGGCUGGCCAUGGUGUGGACUUUAAGAGAGAAAAAUAAAAUAUAUCAUAUUGAACAGUCUUUAAAAAAAAAAGUUAUGCGGGGACCACUUUUUGUAUUAAAUUAGGUCACUAACUUAUAUUAUAUUAUGAGAUAAACGUGUUAUACAAGCCUCAGUUUUUAGGCCUUUUUUUGCAUUUGAAUAAGUUGCAUCAAAAACUGCAUUGGACUUCUGUCCAUUUAAGUUUUCAUCCCACAGUUCUGGUAUACUAUAUGAUAUUCAUGUUUUCAUAGAUGUUUGAGAUUGAUACAUGUAUGUAAAUUUCCCUUUUUAGGUUGGAGAUCAAUUUGAUUUACUCAAGUCAGGUCUGAGUGUACAUUGUGUGUAUGGGGGAGUCGCGUACGGACCACAAGGUAGAAUUACAUGCACAUGGCACUAACAUGUUUUUUUUUUCUUACAAAUUAAAACUUACAGUGUAACAUUUAAGAUGCCAGACAUACAUGUAUUCAUUUGAAAUUUGUUACCUUCGUACCCUAACAUAGCAACCACCAGACCAACUUCUCCUCGCAGUCUUCCCCUGGUGCUAAUGAGGAGAAUUAGUGUAACAAUAACGUCAUUUCAUCUUUAAUAGUGUAGCCAUCAUUCCUCUUAUUCUCAUUAACUUCAUUUCCAUUAGGUAAUAAAAUACAGUAAAGGUACAAUUACCAGUAGAUGCUGGUCUUAGGGCUUUAUAAGUUGUGUUCCACCAUCUUUUCAGCGCAAGCAAUAAGAAAUGGUUUGGAUGUCAUUGUUGGAACUCCUGGAAGAAUCCUUGAUCUCAUGGUUAAUGGUACUCUGGACUUGACACAGCUAAAGUAAGAACACAAAACAAAUUAUUUUAUAAACAAGAAUACAUUAACACCAUUUCCACCUUUCCUGCCAGACUAAGAUUCCAAACAUUGGAAUAUUAAGAUAAUACUGGGAAGCUAAAAAUAGGAGUUUUUGUCAGGCCUGCUGAAAUAUGAUAUUUUUAUCUUUUUGUACCCUUUUCCUCUAAAAAAAAAAACUCAUGCUAACUAGAGACCACUGACUACUUUAUAUAGACUACAUGUAUUGCAAUAGGUGUCUAGUAAUCAGAGCUCAGAUCAGCUGACGUGACAUCUUAGUUUACUUAGCCUGGGUCUGGCUAAACUGGAAUAUUACAUGUUUUCUACUGGUAGAGGUAACAAUUCUAGCUGGUGUUUUGGUCAGCUUGUGUUCAAAAAACAUGUACAUGUACCCAGAUAAUGGGUCGUAAGUCAAACCAAGAGUAUCCCAAGGAUCCCUCACCAAGUUAACAAGCCCCACCGGGGGGUGGCUGGUGGGGAGGGGGGCUUGCUAGCAGAUGAAACUUUCACCUAAUUCACUGCAUUGACCAUUUACAGACAUGUCGUUAUUGAUGAAGUUGACAGGAUGUUAGACAUGGGUUUUGCUCAGUCUGUAGAGGAUAUCAUUGAAGAAUCAUACCGCAAUGGAUGUAAGUAAUCUUGGCCAAAACUUUAACUAUAUUAAUUUUAAGGAACCAAAACCAAAGUUUAAAAUGAGGAAAGUUGAAGUAGUCCAGUUACAAGCAAAGGCUUGAAUAUCCUUGGAUUGGUGGUACCUUUUAAAAAACUGGAGCCAAACUUGAAAACUUAACCAACACACAACACAUUAAAAUAGAAACUACUUCCAGAGUAAAACCACAUGGCCACCCUAGAUUGAUAACCCUUCUCAAGUGAUGAAAAGUAACUUUUUGAGUGGAGAGAAGCAACGAACGGUAGUACAUUUGCAUUCACAGGAUAGAAAAACAAGAGGAUAUCUAGUUUUAAAUAGUAUAAGUGAUGAUUUACUCAAUAUAAAUUGCAUACAGUCGUGUUUUGCUGUGGUAAAAAUCAUUGUAAGAUUAUUGCCCUAAUACACAAUGUACGAUCAAUUCAUUAGCAAAAGAAAACAAGCCUCAGACUCUCCUCUUCAGCGCUACAUUGCCUCCUUGGGUUCUUAGAACAGCAAAGAAAUACAUGAGUGAAGACAGAAAAAUAGUGGAUCUUAUUGGAGACCAGGAGCUUAAAGCUUCCGAGACAAUUGAGGUGAGACAAUUUACAUGUGCUAUAUAAUUAUGCCAAGAUUUAAUUUAAAACUUAACUUCUAUUCCUUGUAACAGAAUUGGGUGUAGAUCAUGGGAGAUGGUCAGUAUUUGAGACUUGGACUUCUAAUAGAGGUUUAUUGCUUGAACAGGUCAUCUCUCAUUUUAUGUGAAGAGAAUUUGUUUCAAUUUUCAGCUCUGUGGGGGUCCAGCUAUCGUUGGGUACCAUACAUACAAAGUCAUUAUUAAUUUAAAAAAACACUCAUUGCCCCUCCUCAUCAGAAGAGAUUGUACAGCAAUGUAUUUUCCACAAAGCAUCUUAUUUAGUAAGAAAUUGUCCUUCUGUGUGGGAAGUUUAAAGAAAAUGUCAAAUUAUCACCACAAAAAAUGAUCAUGAUCACUUAAAACCAUUCUUAGAGUCUCGUAUUUUAAUCAUCUUGUUUGUUCCUUCAUAGCAUCUUGCCAUCAAGUGUCCAUAUGAGGCCAGAGCCUCUACAAUAAGUGACAUUGUGCAGGUUUGUCCAAGUGCUGUGUAGUGUUUGUCCCAGACAAUAUUGAAGGGGUGCAUCAAAAAAAUCCCAAGUGAAGCUAACAACUGUUUUCUGCAUUUUUUGCAUGUAGAAUCACUAUAUACAACCACACAACCAAUUUUCACAGUCAAUGCUGUAAUGAUAAUUACUGCAUAACAUUUUGCCAUAGCAACAGUACAAUCUGUGAUCAACACCCUUAAUUUUUUGUUUGAAUGCAAUUUAUAACUCAAAAACAAGUUUGGUGACUCCCAUUUUUAUCGUCAAAUGUUGGAUUUAUAGCAUGUUAAAAUACAUGGUUUUGCCAAGUUGGGAAAAAAAAAUUUGUAUAAGCAAGUCUAUAUCCACAUUUUAAUAAUACAUUGUUUUACAAUUAAAUUUUUCCUUGUAUCCCGGGUUGCUAUUAAUGUAAUCAUGUAGUGUAUGCGUGUCCUUUCGUUUUGCAAUGUUGAAUUUGUAGAACUAAACUGUAUUUUUUGUAUAUUUAUUAAUUUUUGGUAGGUUUAUUGUGGUGCCCACAGUAGAACUCUUAUUUUCACGGAAACAAAGAAUGAUGCCAACAAUUUGGCCUUAAAUUCUAUUUUAAAACAGGUUGGUUUCCUACGUAACACUAUUACGACUUGUAAGCUUCAUAAAUUUAAAAUACAAGAGGCCACAUUGCAAUGGAAGAAGUAGUCUAAGAAGAGAAAUCAUGACACUGACCCUUGGCUGAGACUUGGUCUAAACUUCAAGCCCCUAAAAAGGACUUUUAUGCAUAAAUCCUGCAACAUGUGAUCAGUUGAGAAGAAAAGCACUAACACCCGCAGUAGCUUGCUGCUGCAAGAGCCAAGUGCACAUGACAGGCUGAUGAGUCAGGAAACUUUAUAAAAUGUGCUCCUCCUUCCCUGUCUCAAUAUAUCAAAUGAUUCCUUGAGUUUAUUCUUGUUUCGUUCUAGGAUGUACAAGUUCUCCAUGGAGAUAUACCACAGGAGCAAAGGGAAAUAACUCUAAAAGUGAGUUCCCACCAGCAAAUAAUUAUAUAUAAUUAUUUUUCUUUCUUUUUAGAAAGAGCAUGUGGCCGACAAGUGUAACUAUUGUUUUCAGGCUCUAAAAUAGUGGGCCAUAAAGUUUUAUUCAAGUGACCAUUUAGUCGGACAAAUCAGAAAAAUUGUCACACAUGCAUUACAGUGCAAAUGUUCCCCUACAAAUAUGACCCUUUGCUAUUUCAUCUGUCCGGUCAUUAUGUCCGACUGCGGCUAGGAUUUCACAGAACAUUGGCAAAUUUUAAUCAGACUUUGUCCGGUGGCCAACUGGCAACUCAGUGAGUGUUACACACGUAGCCGAGUAACACUUUGAAAAAUCCCUUCUCCUCGGGGGUUUAACAAAGUAAGAGGGGAGGGACUAGACUCGAUGGUAUCAGAUCGUUUCGCCAGGUAACAGUUCGCCCUUACUAAGUCGAUUCGCCCCAAUCGUAUUUGUCGUUUUGCAAGCUUGAAAAAGGGAAUUAGCAUGGAAAGACGGUGACCGCACAUGAGGAAUCCAAGGGUAACUAAAAUAACAUCUCGAAAGGUAUGCUCACCAUGUUGUAGAGUGUUUUAUGUCAUUGGGCGAAUUGACUUAUGUCCAGGCGAAUCGACUUUCGGGUGAAACGACCGCAAUUCUCCUUUCUUCUCUGGGAAGAACAAGAUCGGACCCGAGAGACCGGCGGAAAUCGAGCCAAGGAUGGGACACAAGAGGCAAAAAGUUCAACAGAAAUUUAUUGCAACACUGAACUGGAGUCAAGGGUUUAACUAAAUAGGCGUCGAGUGAAGCAAAGUUGAUCAUCUAUCAUAUUUUGUUGACUCGGCAGAGUUUUCGUGAUGGAAAAGUUCGUUGUUUGGUAGCCACAGAUGUCGCAGCAAGAGGACUUGAUAUUCCAGAAGUAGAUCUUGUUGUACAGAGUGAACCACCGAAGGUAAUGCAGCUGUAAUGUAAGGCAAUGUUUACACUAUGCCGGAUAGCUUUUGCGCCUGAAUGAAAAUCAUGCCGCGGAUAUAUGUUCACACACAAGAACGGUGAUUUCGGUGCGAUUUCUGUAACGGAGCGAAGCUGUGCUGUGCCGAUCUCUAAAGUGCAGAAACAUGUAUCGGAUAAGUGUUCAUACUCUACCGGAGAGCUUUUUGUGUCAGCAAGCGUUUACAAAAGCAAUUACAAUUAGAUGACCACAAGCACAGAAAGAAACCGUUUUAUACCUUUUUCUUGUUUUGUUUUUGUCUUUGUUUUUUACCAGAAGGACCGCCCAGGGUAUUCAAAUCAUAGACAGGCUAAGUGUUGCUGAGCAAUGGCUUACAAGAACUUAAAAAUAAAAGAAAAGAAUAGCCGCGGUGAUUCACUAAAGUGGCUGGUAGCUUACGGGAGCGGUCGCGUACGAAAGCUUUUCAUCACUGCGUUCAAGUCACGCAUCAAACAUAUUUAAAACGGGGUCUCACGUGUUGGUCGGAAGAAGGGCUAGUCUUUUACGAUAGUGGUCGCAAAGCGAUUGUUGACUGUAGUAAAACUAGCCAUGUUUAGUUUACUUACAGUGUAUGUGUAUUGAUUAAAUUCUUUUGGCAGGAUCUUGAUACUUACAUUCAUCGUUCUGGUAGAACAGGAAGGGCCGGCCGCAGCGGAAUCAGCAUCGUGUUUUACAAACCUAACCAAGAAGCUCAGCUUCGUGCCGUUGGAAAAAGAGCUGUAUGUAUGCUUUAUGAUUCUAUGCCACUCUGUUUUUAAUUAAUUUUGUUGUUGUAGUCAAGUUCAGAAGAAAGAGGGACGUCAAAAUUUCAUUAUUGAUGGUUAUGAAGUAGUAUUACGCCUUGUUUAGAUCAAAGCGGCAACAGAGGAAACGUUCUUUUAGUGUAAUUCCAAGAUAUUGAGAAGGCAUAAACGAAAUCUUGCGGAAACGUAAGGAGUGAAAUAUUUCUUUUCCUUUCACUUGUCGUUUCCGCCUUUGAUAAACAUCCGUCGUAUAUUAUCAUUGCGCUGGUAUAGACCUUGCGAUAGGACAACAGUGACGCCAGUAAAAGUGUAACUGAAAAACCGAAUUCGCGUCCUUUCAAUGUUUUUCGUGGCUGUUGUCCGCUUCCUUUGCUUUAGCCGUUAGUGUAAGUAAGUAGCAUGCAAAUUCAGAGUUGUGACCAAAACGUAAACUCACUUUAUCGUCCACUCAUGAUGAGUUGUUAAAUGAAGCCGAUUAAUGCACAGGUAGAAGUUUGAAUCUUGAGAAUGAGUAGAAUGAGUUAACAGAUAAGGUAAGGUACUGGUUGUCAAAUAAUUGUUUUUUCCUAAUAUUUUUGUUCCUACUGUAGGGGAUCUCGUUCAAAUACAUCCCACCACCACAACCAGCUGACAUUGUCAGAGCUUCGGCGUCAGAUGCUCGAAGGUAAGACCUUCUGUUAUUAUCACAGACUGCUAAAAAUUAUUGGGAGAAACAAUGUUAGUGAUAUGAGGUUCGCGUGAGACUGCGUCAAUGUUGUGCCGAAUUGCACUUUGGGACUGUUUGGGGACGCAAUCGCUUCGUGCAUCCCGUGUAAGGGAAUCCGGAUUGCGGAAUUUAGGAAAUUUUUGCCCGUAGAAUCCGGAAUUCGGAAAAUCCUUCCAAUGGUGAGUUCUAAAUUUGAAAUCCAGAAUUUUUUCCGGAAUUUACUACCGAUUGACAAAAUUCCAGUGCCUGGGAGAACCGGGACUGGCAAAAAAGACUCCGGCCUUGCAAAAUUGUGCUGGGAGCUGGGUCAAAAUCCGGCCUCAAAACAGUUCCAUAGUGCAGUUCGACGACUCAGUCUACAGUAACCUGUAGUAACCUCACAAUGACCAGUAAACAAGCUGCACCCGUUAAGUAAUCUGCAUGAAUCGUUAAAAGUCUCUUUCGCGACACAUGGAGUAAUUUCCUUGUUAGCCAGCGUAGCUGGCGAUUUUGUUUGUCUAGCGGGCAAAUGAGUGGCAAAGCCGUGGGGAGGAUGGGGUUGAAACGCUUCUCAGCUCGUUCGUGUGCGUUUGCGCAGUUUCGCCAUUCAAACCACUCGCUACGCAGGCAAUUUUCUUCAUAUUUUUUCUCACUGUAGGUUUGUUGAGGCAGUUUCACCCGAGGUGCUGGACAUGUUUCGCGAAGCCGCUCAAGCUUUGGUUGAUAAGAUGGGCGCUGUGGAUGCUGUUGCCGCAUCGUUGGCGCACAUUUCUGGAACAAAGGAGAUCAAAUCACGCUCCCUUUUAACCGGAAGAGAGGUAGUUAUCACGUGACCUAGGAUUUUUCACGUUAUGUAGGAAGUAAACGAGGUUGAGUCUGGUAGAAUUUUAUUGUGUUUCUUGGGUACUUAAAACAGAUUUAUCGGGACUGUAAUUUCAUGAUUUGGCUGUAAAAUCGACAACAGUCACUUCGGUCGAAAACUUUUAUCGUUGGUUGGGCACUUUUUUUCGUUAAACUGAAAGAGAAAUUUUGGAGAGUUAAAUGAAGCUAAAUUUCGCGGAAAUCUUGAUUACAUGUACGUAUUUUAGUACUCUUUGCAGCAAACAAGCGAGGGUUCCUCGCGGUUUCUGCCAGCAUUUUUGUGUGGCUCCCCGGAGAUUUAUUAACAACUACAUUGAUUAUUCUUUAAGGGAUUUACAACUUACAUGAUGUCUGCGAGUUAUGAGAUUCGUGGACCAGGUUAUAUGUGGCGGGUACUGGAGAACAACAUUCCCGACGUGAAAGAGGAGAUUGAACAAAUGAAAAUGUGCAGCGACAGAAAGGUUUGAAUUUUGCGUGUACUUGUCUUCUAAUUAAUUGAAUUGUAAUUUGUUUACCCACGGAACACUUAGGAGUUCAUAAGAACUCGUUGAAACGUGUCCGUGUGUUCCAGAUCGAAUUGGAAUUUGAAAGUGUUGGUUUUUAAGGAGAAGGGAAAACCCGGAGUACCCGGAGAAAAACCUCUCGGAACAAAGGACAGAAGCAACAACAAACUUAACCCACGUAUGGCGUCGACGCAAGGAUUAGAACCCGGGCCACGUUGGGUAUUUUUUUAUUGGAAUACUCAGCGGGAACCUCUUUGGAGAAGAGAGCUCCCCACCCCCACCCCCUAAACUGGAGGGGGUUGAGUGGAAGGUUAAUUGCUGAAUAAAUUGUUUUAUAGUAGCAUAGGGUACCCUUUUAUCCUUUGUUCUCUUAUUUAGUUUGUCAGUAAACAAUUUAUUCAUUCAUUCACUCAUUUUUUUUUAAACAGAGUGUGGUAUUGGAUGUGCCAAGUCAUCAUGAAAAAGCAUUUGAGGUUAGUUGAUAACACAAUUAUACUUAUAAAACACUUUAAUUUAUACUUUUUGUUAAUUUGUUUGUUUGUUUAUUGAACUGUUCGAAGUUAAGAAAAUGGUUUGUCAAGGUAUUUAAACGUUUUCUUUCCUCCUCACGUCGCUCCCAUGGAGGGAAAUCAUUGUAAUUCUCCAGAACGGUGAAGCAUAAUAUACAGUUAUACUACCACCAUGUUUAGGCAGGCGGAGUGUAAACACGUGCCUUAUGGGUUAAAAUACAAAGAAAGUACAACAACAAUACCUCAAAAAAGCGUCCAAACCGGCGGCAUUCUGUUUCUUCGUCUUCAAUGUCCCUUGUUUCGUUCAAAGAAUUCUUUUGUCAUCCUCCGAACUCUCUGUAGUGGCAGUCCUUGACAGUGAUCCAGCUUGCUUCUCUUUCAUUGACGAGUUUUAUGAUCGUUUAUUCGUGUUUAGAGCCAUAUUCAGCUCAGCAAGCUUCUCUUUCACAUUUUAAGUGUACUUAGUGACCAGAAAAUUAGCAGGGGCUCCGUCAAGUGUUCCAGAAAGCUCGAAAGUAAAAAGGAAUUUUUUUCUGCUUCGACAGCAAUGUCCAACUUAUGUGUUUCGCCGCAGUUUGGAAAACGAGUGCGGACGAAAGUGCUUGCGCUGUCUCGUCGAGAUGAUUGUUAAAACGCUCAAAUACUUCGUCCACAUUAUCGGAACGAGAUAACUUUCGCUGCCCCUGUUACAUGUUGUUCGCUCCGGAAAAGACGAAAUUGCGACGAUAAAAUGAAUAACUUUUCAGCAAUAACCGCCGUGUAGCAACUUCGAACCGCACGUAUAAGGGAGUUUAAGAUGCAUGGAACUGCGGCCGCGGUGACGAGAGCGUCAAAGAAGCAAAAGUUUUGUUGAGCAAAACAACAGAGCACGUGCAGCACGCUUUUUUGUACAUUUCUUUGCCGUUACUGCACGACUACGAAGUGAGAAUGCCCAUUGUUUCACGUUUUAUGGAGGACGUAAACAAGCGAGGACGAAAUUUUCUUUGUCUUUCUGAACUUGGAUAUGGUUCUGAGGAAUUCAACUCUAUAGUGGUUUGCUCGCAUUUGGCAAAGUAAGCUAGUUGGGAUAAUCGAGACAGAGAUUGAAAGAACGCGAAUUCACUUUUUAAGUGCGUACAAAAAUUUAGACGCCUAGCCGUUCAAAGUUCCAUUGAAUGGAGCGAAGUAUUGAACUGUCCCGCGUGAACGAGGUGUCCUGUCAAAUUUUUCAGACGGUCAAAAAUUCGUGCAGUUCCAUUUGCCCGUGUCUCCACUCUUUCACUCCGUCCACACUUAUCUGGAGAUUUUUGAAAACGAAGAUGUUUUUCUCCGUUUAAUAAACGGAGCGUUUUUCGUGCAUUAAAACGCAGGUUUUCGAAAACAAUCUCCACUCCAGAGUGGAGAUCUUUUGAAGCACUGGCUUCUCAUUUUUGUGUGGAUGAGUUCAUACAUCAUACAUUACUAGCAUUAUAUUUCGCGUGUUGUUUUAGGAAUGCUAUCGUCUUUCCAGCGUUUUUAUUUGGACGGCGGGCGAAAACGACUCAAUUACGUUACAUAUGGACGCGUAUGAUUUAUUUAUUUAUUUAUUUAUUUCCGCUUUCAAAACCAUCCUGAUACGUGUAGACAGGGCCUUUGACUUUCUCUCACUCUUUCUGCUUUCAAUACCGUUUAGUAAAAAAUUGUAUUUUGUUUAUUAAACAGGACUGCUGGACCGAGGGCAAGGCUGGAAGAAACAUCACUGUAGAAAGAAUAUCGGAAUUACCAGAACUAUAUGAAAGACCACGGUUUGGCCAAAUGGGAGCAUCCCAACACUUUGGAGAAAGAUAUAGCCAAGGCAGAGAUGUUUACCAGAGAUACGGCCCUGGACAGUUUGCCUCUAAAGGCUACGGUGGAAAGGAAUCGUUCAGAAGAGAUUUCAGGCCGAAUAGAUUUCCUGAAGGAAAGAACAGGGACCAUGUCAUGAAUCAACACAGAAAGAAUAUUAGUCAGAAAUUUGACGACUGGCUAGACUGAAGAAAUUGUUUUUUAGACAGCGUCUUUUAAGACAAAGUAAUUUUGCGCUUGCUAACUAAGGUCUCUCCUUAAAGUCAGAACUUUUUUCAGAGUUUUAGGCUAACAUAACUUUGUUUCCAAACACUCCCUUGCACCUGAGAAAGGAUUCAGAGAAAAUUCCCUGGAUAGCCUGCGUAGCAAGCGUUUCUACUGAGUUCUUGCCCAAAGACUCCUUUUUCGGCAACCCCUCACCCAACUUCAUCGUAUCAAUAUUCCUGCCAGGGGUGAUCGCUUCUGGUAAAGCAAAUGUGACCAAACGUCUUUAAUCAUACUGUAGAAGGUGCCGAGUUUCUAAGUGAUGCACGAUUUCUUCUAGUUAUACUGUAGUUCCAGUUUAAAGUAUACUGUUGAUAUUAUGAAUGACGACCUCGUCGACGACCUAUUUUCUGGGUAUUUGUGAGAAUCCACUCUGGAGCACGGACGUACAAUUAGAGUUUGUGACUUUAUUCCGAGCUUCUGUGACUAGAGCUUCUGUGCGUAACACUGAUGCAUAAAGAUUUGACACCUUUACUAAAUGUUGAUUUUCGAUCUCGUCAACCUAACUUCCCUGUUAGGCUAGCACUUGUAUCUAAACAAGAUACCCCUUCAAGAAAGAUAGCGCUUUAAAAAGGAUCCCUUUCUAAGGACAGACACCGUUGUAACAAGGAAUACAACUCGCUUAGCUUCUCUUAUAAGACAAAGAUCACCCUAAAGUAAACCUUCCUGUAAGGCAGACAUGGUAACCAACCCUGUAAAACAGAGAUCUCCGCAAAUUAACUACCGUGAGUGAUCACAUUAAUGCCCCCUUUAAAAUAAACUCUCCCUGUGUAAUAAACGCUCUGUCUACGAUGUUAAGGUGACUCGACCCAGUUUUUUGGGAGGGGUACCAUCCUACGUUGAAGCUCUCUGGUAUCCCCACCUUUACUUUUAUCGUAAGUCUAACACAUGUACAAUAUAACAAAAUUUUUGGCGAUCGGAGUAAAUGUCACGUGGUCAUAGUGCCACGCCUCUUUGGGGUCUGAGUCGAAAUUCUGCUGUUGCCGGCAUAUUUUGGUGAACAUCUCUCGGCUACACAUAGCGCGCCUUAGUGCCUUGCGCUGAACAGAGUUUCACCAAAAUCGCAAAGACCCAAUUCGAGAAAUUCAG